This is a messenger RNA of Haliotis rubra (blacklip abalone), 2843 nucleotides long. RefSeq names its product titin-like. Bases 123 to 2828 code for a protein of 901 amino acids. The record is from RefSeq and is a predicted model, not a curated record. NCBI's taxonomy places the organism in Eukaryota, Metazoa, Mollusca, Gastropoda, Lepetellida, Haliotidae. The transcript has 2 exons.
ACAACUCUAAAGCUCCUCAAGACCCGACAGAUGCUGUUUCUUGUGUCAAAUGUAUCAAAUUUGUAAAUAUUUAGCUGUUACCAUUGAUGUAAAGUCUCACACACGUAAAGGUGGAAGACAAAAUGGCCAACAAGAACAAAGAGGAGAAGUUUUCCAAUCACCCAUGUCACAGACUCAGUGUGCCCGCAGCAAAACGCUUCUGGUGCCGACACUGCUUCGAGAUGUUUGACGACCCCAUUUCCAGAUGGAGGCACAGCAAAUCUUGUAAGAACACCAGCCUCAGCAACAUGACCAGACGUCGAGAACAGGAGGCGUCAGCUCUGGAGGCGUACUGCGAGUCCACAACAGGGAAAAAGAUGGACAGUGAUGGCAGGAACGUUGUCUUGCCAAACCUCAACCCCAAGACAACCAACAAGGCGUAUGCUGGACCCAAGGAGAACAACUGGGUCGAUCUCAGCUGCUUCAUAUGUAAGAAGCAGUUUACAACCAUGGAGGAGAUGAAGGAUCAUGUCCGAGUCCCGUGUAACAAAGUUAUUCCAGUCACCAGCGAUGAUGUGUUCCCCUUUGCUACACGUUCCACCCCAAAACCAUCUCCACCAGAUAUUAUCUACCACGGCGGCAACAGUCGACAAGGAGCCACGCCAGCAGGAGCAGUGUAUGAAUUGGAAGACGAUGCUCCCGUAGCCAGUAAGAGGACACCAUCACCCCUUGACCCAUCCAAUCUUUCCAGUGAGACCAUGGCAGCAGUUGAAGCUCUCAACAUGAUGGCCCGAUCAGACAAAGUGAAUCUUACUCAGUUCCUGAAUCAGUUGUCUGAGGGAGGGUUUGUCAUAGAGCAGGCAGCAGGGACGUCGUCCAGUAGCGACUCGCAGGACCGCGAGAUCGUCUUUACCGUCCAGGGUGAUGUAGGUGAGGGGAACCUCCUGCAGCAGGGAGGAGAUAUUACAGUAGAAGUAGCAGAGGAUCUGAUACGGAUGGCACAGCGGGUGAGAGUGGAGGCAGUGGAGAGAAUCGUUGAGGAGCAAGUGCAGGAGGAAGUGGUUCAGGAAGACCUGGUUCAGCAGACCGAGGUUCAGUACAUUCAGGAUCACAGUCAAUACAUCCAGGAACAGGCCCAGUACAUAGAACAGGCUCAGUAUGUAGAACCGCAGAACCAGUAUGUCCAGGAACCAGCACCUCAAGAACAGAUACAGUUCGUUCAAGAGGAGCCUCAGUUCGUUCCAGAACAACCUGAGUACUCCACAGAGGCAGCAGCAGCAGGUGAUCAAGAGUCAACCUACACUAUUGUAAAUAUGGAGACGGGGAAGCAGUCCAGUGAGGCAGAGCAGGCGAUAAUCAGCGAGGCCCAGCUUUCUAACGUCAGGAUAGAGUCCUUGACGUCCGACAACGCUCAAAUUCUGGUGGUGCCAGUAGACCAAACUGUUGUCACCAAACAGGAAAGUAAUAGCAAUGCAAGCAUUCCUGGUAGUAAGAGAAAGCUAGAUGAGGACAGUUCUGUAGCUGAGGGAGAAGUGCAAGUCAAACUUGAAAAUGGGUCUCAGGUGAAAAAACUAUGCAUGGAAGUAGUGACAGAGCAAAAUGUAGAGGACUCUAAUAUUAAUAAAGAGGCUUUCGAAGCUAAAAAAAAACUUCGAUUUUACAGUGAAGGUUUGACUGUGCAGGAAAAAUGCAAUAAAAAUUCUGAACCAUCAGAAAAAUGCACUUUGGAGACUAGUUUAAAACAGCCAUGCGAUAAUGUUGAAAAUUUGUCAAAAUUGCCGCAUCAGGAAACAACUGAAACUCCUAGUCAUUUAUCUGACACACACACUGAUACAACUUUUUUAGAUGAAAUUGAUGGCUUUUUCAAGCCAGUGACCGAAGAUAUGAUGAAAGUUGAGGAACCUACUAUAGAUAUUAGUGCAUUAAUGACUGUUGAAAGUACGAGCCCUGAAAAUAAGAGUCAUGCUAAAACAAGCCCUGAAAAAGAAAUGACCGCAAUCAAGAAGAUGCCAUGCCGAAAGAGACCACCACCAGCUUCACCUAAGAAACUCCGAUCAUCAUCACGCAAAUUGGUACUGACCCCAAAGAAACGAAGACUUGUUGAAGAAAAGGAAAAGGUGACCAAGAAAAAAAAAAUCAAUGAAAACAGCUUGAAAGCUAAGACACAGCCUCAGAAGGUCAAACCAAAACCAGCUGAGUCACCCCCAAAGAAAGAAUCUGUCCCAGCACCUGAAGGAAAACCCAAAAAAGUACAUCCUCCAAGACCCCUGAAGUGUCGAGCUUGUGAAAAAGUGUUUAAUUCCGUAAAACUACUUCAAAAGCAUAAGAGUGUUCCAUGUGUUGUGAAAAUCACUCGUAACUUGUGCCAAAAGAUUUUGAGACCAAAACGUGCCUUGCCUAGACCUCCUGAGAAGAAAGUCGUCAAGAGGAAGCCUGUGAAUAAAGACUCAAAGAAACCCAAACUGUUGCCUGUUGGUUUCCGAAUACAGGCACAGUGGAUCCCGUGUAAAAGGGAUAGAAAAUCAUCAAAAGGCAGAGGAAGACCACGGAAACAAAAUAUUCACUAUGAGAAGAAGAAACGCAUCAUCUUACCAGACAGGACGAUUGAAGUUUCAUCUUUGUGUGAAAAGGAGCAAUUUUUCUUUGAACUUGGUUUAGUAUGUUCAGAUUACAUCCUGAAAGAGUUCCGCCGACCUUUGCCCCAAGUGGAGAUAACUACCUCUUUAUCUGUGAGCAUUGAGAACGAUAUUUCUGACAAGUCAUCCUUGGUGACAUUUCACCCCCACUGCUGGAGAAGAUGGAGCCAGUGGAUGUUGGAGAGAUGGAGUCUUCACAACCACCAGACUUGACCUGUGAGGAGGAUG